AUGCAUCUCCUAUCAAUUAUCCCACAUCCAUCUCUUGAAUUCUGUACUAACACGAAUUUGGUAGAUUCUCAAAUCGUUGUUGGUGAUGAAAUGACGAGCAACCAAGCUAUGUCUCAAUGCACCAAGCCUAGGCAGAAUCCCACUGCCGACCUUUGCCAAAGCUCUGUCCAGGUUGUCAACCGCCCUCCCGCUACAAAUGCUAUCCAGGAUAUUCAGCCAGGCCCUGUUGACAGCCCAGACACCAUCCAAGAGUCUCUGCAACACAUGAGGAUUGUGCCAGCUAAUAAAAGCAUGGAAACAAAGCUUUCGCCGAUCACACUCGAACACAGGACAGAGAGAGAACGCGUUUUCACUAUUUUCUCUUCCCUCCCUAAGGAAUUACAGCUCCAAAUAUGGAAAGAAGCAAUCUUCAAAGAUGACCUCGGCCAUGUCACCGAAGUGUUUUACGUUUCCGAUUCAAAAACAGCACAACCAAAUCCUCGAUUCGUUCCAAACAGGCACCCCUCUCCCCUCUUUUUCACCUGUCGAGUCUCACGUGAGGUGGCCCUCGGAGAAUUCAAUGCUCUUUUUUUGCAAUAUGGAUACAAAGAUCUCCGCGCUCCAUCUAUACCCGUCUACUCUCGGUGCUCUGAUGUCAUUUAUCUUCAAUACAAGUCUGUAACCAAUCGCUCCCGCGACUUUACGCAAAAUGCUCUUGAUGCACCAUAUAUUGUCCUCAAUGCCGUCAACCAAGGUAUCACGAAGCUUGCAGUCAACCUAUGUUAUUGGUCCUGCCAGGCAUUGCUACGAGAAUUUGAUAUCUUCAAGAAGCUCAAUCAUUUGUAUAUUGUGGUUGAGGAUCCGGACGGUGCUGAGCCGCAUCGUUACAACACAGGUCAUGUUCCUAAGGGAAGACGCUUGUAUAUGUGCAAAGAGCUUCUGGAGCCUAGAAAUAUUUCCUUGGAAGAAAGUCAGAUACUUCCCACAUUGAAACAGAUCUUUGCACAUAUGCAAAAGGACGACCCGGAAUGGGUGCCACCAACUGUGGAGGUGGUGGGCAUGAGGGAAUUGUAG
Botrytis deweyae is the source of this 1053-nucleotide messenger RNA. RefSeq lists its product as uncharacterized. The record is from RefSeq and is a predicted model, not a curated record. The coding region runs from base 1 to 1053 and encodes 350 amino acids. The transcript has a single exon. Lineage: Eukaryota; Fungi; Ascomycota; Leotiomycetes; Helotiales; Sclerotiniaceae.